UCGGCCGGAGGACGGGACGCAGUGAGCAGCUGCCGUGUGGCUCGUUUUUUUUAAACCCCUCCCCGUCUCCUGUUUGUCACCCCAUCGUCUUUUCUUUUUCUUUUUCCUUGUGAUUUAGUUUUUAGCAUCUUGUUUUUAAUCCGUCUACUAGAUCAAGCUAAAUUAGCCUUUCAGCCAUGUACCGGUAUUUCGGGGAGCUGCUCACUCGCUCCGCGGGUAACGCUCUGGCCUCCGGAUGCGCGGAGUCCGCUCUGCCGGUCUCCUCGUCUCUGAUGAGGGUCCGUCACUACGCGGACACGCCCGACGACCCCAACUUCUUCAGGAUGGUGGAGGGCUUCUUCGACCGCGGCGCGGCCAUCGUGGAGGACAAGCUGGUGGAGGACCUCAAGACCAGGGAGAGCCCCGAGCAGAAGAGGAACCGUGUGCGGGGCAUCCUGCGCAUCAUUAAGCCCUGCAAUCACGUCCUGAGCGUCUCCUUCCCCAUUAAGAGAGAUAACGGAGAAUGGGAGGUGGUGGAGGGAUACCGUGCCCAGCACAGUCAGCACAGAACGCCAUGCAAAGGAGGUAUCCGUUACAGUACAGACGUGUCAGUGGAUGAGGUAAAAGCCCUGGCCUCAUUGAUGACCUACAAGUGUGCUGUGGUUGAUGUGCCGUUUGGAGGAGCCAAAGCUGGAGUCAAGAUCAACCCCAGGAAUUAUUCUGAUAAUGAGCUGGAGAAAAUUACCAGGAGGUUUACUAUUGAAUUGGCCAAGAAGGGCUUCAUCGGACCAGGCAUCGAUGUUCCAGCCCCAGAUAUGAGCACAGGAGAGAGAGAAAUGUCCUGGAUUGCAGACACAUAUGCCAACACCAUUGCACACACUGACAUCAAUGCCCAUGCGUGUGUGACAGGGAAGCCCAUCAGCCAGGGGGGUAUCCAUGGGCGUAUAUCGGCCACUGGUCGUGGAGUGUUCCAUGGCAUUGAGAACUUUAUCAAUGAGGCCUCCUACAUGAGCAUGCUGGGCCUGUCUCCUGGCUUUCAGGACAAAACCUUCAUCAUCCAGGGCUUUGGAAAUGUGGGUCUCCACUCCAUGAGGUACCUGCACAGGUUUGGGGCCAAAUGUGUGGGCAUUGGUGAGAUUGACGGUGCCAUCUACAACCCAGAGGGCAUCGACCCUAAACAGCUUGAGGACUACAAACUGAACCAUGGCACCAUUGUUGGUUUCCCAGGUGCCAAGCCUUACACAGGGAACAUUCUGGAAGCUGACUGCCACAUCUUGAUUCCUGCAGCUGGUGAGAAGCAGCUCUCACGCAACAAUGCCCCCAGGAUCAAGGCCAAGAUAAUUGCUGAGGGUGCCAACGGUCCCACGACCCCUGACGCUGAUAAGAUCUUCCUGGAGAACAAUGUCAUGGUCAUCCCUGACAUGUAUCUGAACGCUGGUGGUGUGACAGUGUCAUACUUUGAGUGGCUGAAGAACCUCAACCACGUCAGCUACGGAAGACUGACCUUCAAAUACGAGAGGGACUCCAACUACCACCUGCUCAUGUCUGUGCAGGAGAGUUUGGAGAGGAAGUUUGGCAAGCAAGGAGGACCCAUCCCUGUUGUCCCGACCGCUGAUUUCCAGGCUAGAGUUGCUGGUGCCUCUGAGAAGGAUAUUGUCCACUCUGGGCUGGCCUACACCAUGGAGAGAUCUGCACGGCAAAUCAUGCGCACAGCCAGCAAGUACAACCUGGGACUGGACCUGCGGACGGCUGCCUACGUCAACGCCAUCGAGAAGGUCUUCAAGGUCUACAACGAGGCUGGGCUCACCUUCACAUAAAGAGCCAAUCACAGCCCACAUUCACCCACGCGCCCCCCCCUCCCCCAACACCCAGGUCCCCCUUUCUUGCUUCUUCAUUGUGCCCCAAACAGCCUUUAGAACAUAUCAGCGUUUACAUUAGAGAAACCCACCACUCUUAUUCCCAGGUCAUGUAUUCAUACACGCACAUGCUUAGGCAUUCUGUGGCUUUCUUGGUAAUCGUCCCACGUCCUGUGAUAUCUGCGCUGCCACCGUAUUGGUGUCGGUGUUUUGAAUAUUGUUCUGUUGUUGUUUUUUUUGUUUUGAGAUCUGUCUGAAAAAGCCAGAAGUUACAGAGAUUGUCCUCCACUGAGAGCCCCAUGAAAAUGUUCCUACAAGUGUCGAAUGGCAGCCAUAUUAGGAACCCCUUUUUGUGGUCCGUGGAUGAAUGUGUGAUUUCCCCCUCACCCCCCCCCCCAACCCAGUUGCCCUUGUUUCAGUCAAAAACACAAAAGAUGCCUUAGCUCAGAGAGAGCUCCGCCGUAAAAGGGAGAUGCCCGUUGCGGUAAACACUAUUUCAAAGGGAUAUAGAUUUAACUUCAUGUGAAUAAAAGAGAAUAAUGCUAAUUUAUUGUUCUUGAGUUUGCCUCACAAAUGUAGGCUAGGGGUUAUAAAGAUGCUAUAAAGAUGCUGAGGUAUAAAAUUUACCUUCUACCUGAGUUUGUAUUUAGGUUCAGAGUUAGAUUUUUACAUUGCUCUCGGCUCCAUCCCAUGCACCCUACUUGUCCUGUAGCUCCCCCCGCUGUCCUCUGCUCGGGCAAUGCUCCAUCUCCUCCACAGGGCCCUCCCCAGUUCUUCCAGAAGGUCACUGUGAUGGCCAUUUGC
Messenger RNA from Lampris incognitus (smalleye Pacific opah), 2639 nucleotides. It is a transcript of the gene glud1b, whose product is annotated as glutamate dehydrogenase 1b. NCBI's taxonomy places the organism in Eukaryota, Metazoa, Chordata, Actinopteri, Lampriformes, Lampridae. The coding region runs from base 177 to 1796 and encodes 539 amino acids. Gene Ontology annotation, molecular function: L-glutamate dehydrogenase (NAD+) activity. The record is from RefSeq and is a predicted model, not a curated record. The transcript has 13 exons. Gene Ontology annotation, cellular component: mitochondrion. Gene Ontology annotation, biological process: L-glutamate catabolic process.